GGACUAUGUCCGUAAAGCAAGCCAGCGAAGGCGAGCAUCUACGGCAGGCGUCGCUCGAAGCGAUCAGUGCAUGAGUGCAUCCCCAAUAGGCUUUCGAUGAGCCGCAUUGUCGCCCUUCAAAGGAGCGACAAAGAUACAACUCAAGGCAUAGGCAAGGAGCGUCCACUCUCAUCACGUAUAUGUCCCCACGAAGGGUACCAGGAAUAGUGGACAGACGCUUGACAUGGCCCCUAUGAGACACAGUCCCUCUACUUGACCUCGUACCCGGAUGGAGUACGGCCCAAGACACCGUUAUGCUGGCAGAGCACAACGGAAUAGCUAGCAAACAUGCGUAUCUAAAUGCCGCUAGUGACGCGAGAUUGGUUGGCAUGUGUGCCAUCACCCAACAAGAGCCCCAAUGUUCAGCGGACGCACCCGCGCAAACAUACGUGGCGCACUGUUGAAGUUCGACAGGCUCCUGCGAGUGAAGACAGCACCUCUUUGACUCAUGUGCUUCACCAGCUGUUCACCGCGCUAUUCACGACCUAGAGCCAAUGUGGCUCGCGCAAGUAACGUCAGACCCCUGAAACAGGGACCGACAAAACUUACACCACCAGGAACAUAUGUUUGGACCGCCUACAAC
Molecule: messenger RNA, 622 nt
Organism: Dichomitus squalens LYAD-421 SS1
Lineage: Eukaryota; Fungi; Basidiomycota; Agaricomycetes; Polyporales; Polyporaceae
Exons: 1
Coding region: 340-528 (62 amino acids)
Source: RefSeq, a predicted model, not a curated record